UGUGAGCGGCGCGUGCUGAGGUCGGACUGCAGGGACCAAGCUCCGAUCAGCGCGCGGACUCUCAGCUGCACCGCGGAGCAGGAACAAGAGCCAGCAGAGACUUCAGUGGUCAGAGCUGAGACAUGGAAUGUAUCGAAAGGACCCGGGCGCUGUGAAAGUUUGUCUUUCGGACAUGGAGACACAAAGAAAAAUCCAUUUUAUCUCAUAAAGUUAAAUACAAUCGUCGCUCCGGGCUGAGGGGCCAGCGGAGGAUGACACCUGCACCCCGCCUCGCGAGGACACACGACUGGAUUCAGACUUUGCAUAUUUGAGUAGUGUUGUCAACCCAUUUGCAAGAGUGAUAUUCCGUCUGUAGUUCCUCUGACAGAUCAUCAAACUGUUCACUGCUUCAUCUGUGGCAGCAGGAGAUCCACUCUUUUAUCUUUGCAUCCUGGCAAACUGCAGCAGAAAACAUCAAAUCUUAAAUCCAGGUCAUUUAAAGCGUGCUCACCUUGUCAUGUCCUCCUGAUGUUUACCUCUCCUGGAUAUUGAGAAACAUCUUGCCCCCUCAGACUCGUCCUCGUCUCUUCAACAGCAGCAGAGAUCAGUGUAAAUCUCUGGAGCUGCACUGACUCACCAUGGGCACCGUGCUAUCCCUUUCCCCCGGCUCUCGGAAAUCCGGCUACUAUGACAACCGGCCGGGCUCGCUCAGCCACUACCCGAGCUUCAGCAGCCGCUCCCUCAACAGCCAGAAGGACCGCGGGCUGAAGAGGGGUCAGUCCAUCUUCCUGCCCGCGCUGACGUGGAAGCGGCUGGUGGCCUCGACGAAGAAGAGGGGCAACUCCAAGAAGGGCUCGGUGACCUUCGGGGAUCCUCUCAACAACAACAACAACAUCAACAUCUACCAGAAGGACCCGUUGUUGCACCUCAAUCGAGAGAAUGUGAAGAAGUCGCUGUCGUGCGCCAACCUGUCCAGCUACGAGGGCCCAGCCGGUCUGGGUCUGGGGCUCAACUAUGGGAUGGGGUUGGGUCAGGGUCACGGGUUCGGCUACAGCAAGUCCCAGCAGCUUUCCUCGGUGAAGAAAGUCCCCCAGAGCGCCGUGACCUCGUCUCCGAAGCGAGUCAUCGUCCAGGCGUCCACCAGCGAGCUCCUGCGCUGCCUCGGCGAGUUCCUGUGCUGCCGCUGCUACCGCCUGAAGCACCUGUCCCCGGCGGACCCGGUGCUCUGGCUGCGGGCCGUGGACCGCUCGCUGCUGCUGCAAGGCUGGCAGGACCAGGCCUUCGUCACGCCGGCCAACGUGGUCUUCGUCUACAUGCUGUGCCGGGACGUGGUGGACGGCGACCUGGUGGCGUCGGAGCACGAGCUGCAGGCCAUCCUGCUCACCUGCCUCUACCUGUCCUACUCCUACAUGGGCAACGAGAUCUCGUACCCGCUCAAGCCCUUCCUGGUCGAGGCGGGCAAGGAGGCCUUCUGGGACCGCUGUCUCGCCAUCAUCAACGCCACCAGCGCCAAGAUGCUGCGGAUUAACGCGGACCCGCACUUUUUCACACAGGUGUUCGCCGAACUUAAGAGCGAAGGCGGCUGCGGCCCUCAGGACUACAGUCGAGUGCUGGACCGGUGAGAGUUUGAGCUCUGAUCCUCGCUGACCGCAUGCCUUUUUGUACUCUUACUGACACGUAGACUUGCACACGACAUACAAAUUUGUCAGAUUUCCCAUUCCCUUUCUCUUCUUCUGCUGUUCUGAAGGAGAAACGAAACCCUACCUGGACAGAUUUAUUGCACAAAUAUCGGAUCUCUCCAUCCCCCCCCCCAUCCACAGAAAGAAAUAAGGAAUUAAAACACACCCCAAAUAUUUCUUUGAAAAAUUGGCAAACAGAGGCCUAAGAGUUGUGUCUCUUCUUCUUCCACCUGAGUUCACUCAAACCGGGGGGGAACCAUUUGGUCCACCUGUCCCCUCUG
This is a messenger RNA of Labrus bergylta (ballan wrasse), 1939 nucleotides long. Lineage: Eukaryota; Metazoa; Chordata; Actinopteri; Labriformes; Labridae. The record is from RefSeq and is a predicted model, not a curated record.